Pseudovirgaria hyperparasitica is the source of this 819-nucleotide messenger RNA. RefSeq names its product glutathione S-transferase II. NCBI's taxonomy places the organism in Eukaryota, Fungi, Ascomycota, Dothideomycetes, Acrospermales, Acrospermaceae. The record is from RefSeq and is a predicted model, not a curated record. The transcript has 3 exons. The coding region runs from base 1 to 819 and encodes 272 amino acids.
AUGGCUUCAGAACGACCCACUGGGACCAUCGCUGACAAGGGCCUCGAGCUUCUCAGUCUUGCGACGCCUAAUGGUGUCAAGGUUUCGAUCCUGCUCGAGGAGCUGAAGGCAACUUAUGGCCUGGAUUACAAGUAUCAGAACAUUAAUAUCAUGAGCAAUGUACAAAAAGAGAAGUGGUUCACCGACCAUGGACCAAAUGGACGUAUUCCAGUCUUGAUCGAUCAUGACCGCCAAUACUCCCUCAUGGAAGGCAUUCCGAUCCUCAGAUACCUCGAAGACCACUACGACCCCAAGCACACCUUCGACUUCACCGACGAGACAGAACAAGCGGAUGCGCUGCAAUGGGCGUCAUGGGGACAUGGUGGUGUAGGGCCCAUGCAAGGCCAGGCAAACCACUUCCUCCGCUACGCAAAAGAGAAGAUUCCCUACGGCAUCCAACGAUACGUCGGCGAGACCGAACGUCUCUAUGGUGUUCUCAACACUCGCCUCACAGGCCGCGAUUACGUCGCCGGUGCUGGUAAAGGCAAAUAUUCAUGGGCUGACAUUGCGCUCUUUGGCUGGGUUAACAUCUCUUAUUGGUCUGGUGUCGAUAUCAAGGAGCCACAGUUCUCAGAGGUGUACAGGUGGUGGAAGAGUAUCGUCGAGCGACCGACCGUACAGAAGGGCAUCAGCAUCCCAAAGGGUCCAAUGGACUCAACUAAUCAAAGAUACUUGGAGAGGCUAGAGACGGAGCCAGAGUUCAAGAAGGGUGAGGCUGAAGCGAAAGAAUUAGUGAAGAAGGCAAAGGAGCAGUAUGGUUAUAAGUUCAACCCUGUAUAA